AUGGCUUCAUCAAAUAGAAAUUGGCCUAGCAUGUUCAAGUCCAAACCCAAAUGGCAGCAUGAAAAUAUGAACUCCUCUCUCAUAUCAACUGGUUGCCAUAGAACCCCAAACACAUCAGUGCCCGGAUAUGAAGAAAGAACUCCUGAACCUAAGCCAAGAUGGAACCCGAGACCCGAGCAAAUCCGUUUGCUGGAAGCUAUUUUCAACUCAGGAAUGGUGAAUCCUCCAAGAGAUGAAAUAAGGAAAAUUAGGGCUCAAUUGGAACAGUAUGGCCAAGUUGGAGAUGCCAAUGUGUUCUAUUGGUUUCAGAAUAGAAAAUCAAGAAGCAAACAAAAGAACAGACAACUCCACAAAACCAAGUCACAAACUCACCACACGCCGCCCAUCACCACUACCACCAUGGCCGCCACCGCUUCAAUUUCAACACCGUCCGAUAAAUCGUCUCUGAAUAAUUCAACCGAAAAGGCGAUCUUCUCAGCUGGAUAUACUGCUUUGAUGGAAGUAUCCAAUUCUACAACUGGUUCAGCCAACCAGUCAAUUUUCCAAACGCCUAGCGAGUUCGGGAUAGAGCCCUAUUUUUUUCCGAUGCAACAAAGCCCAUCAAGUGCUGCUUUUACAGAAGGGUUUUGCUUUCCAGAUGUAUCUGACCAUAUUACAGAUCAUGCGGAUGUAAAUUGUUGCUCAAGUCUCUUACUCAGUGAAAUGAUGCUGAUGAAUCAUGAGCCUUCCAAAAAAGCUAUUCAGAAUGAUCAUGAGAAUAUGAAACUGCUGCAACAACUGAGUAACAAUGUAACUACAGCACCAAAUUCUACACAUUCCGUUAAAGCUUUUCCUCCUACUCUUUGUUUUCCAUCCCCAAUGAAUCACAUUCAAGGUGUAGGGGAAUCAGGAGGAGGGGGUCCCACAAAAUCAACGGUGUUCAUCGAUGAUGUGUGCUUUGAGGUUGCAGUGGAAGAAUUAUUCAAUGUUAGGGAGGCAUUUGGUGAUGAUGCAGUGCUUGUACACUCAUCUGGUCAACCUGUUUUGACCAAUGAAUGGGGGGUUGCACUUCAGCCCCUUCAGCAUGGGGCCUUUUACUACUUGGUUAGGGCUUUCACUCCAUCAUCUGCAGAUGAGAGAACUAUUGAAUUGGCGUGGCACGAUCGUGCCACAAGCCCCUAUAAUGGAACCUUUCGACUGAAGGGACAACGUGGCAUCCACAAUCAACCGGUUGAUUUCGUUCAUGAACAGAUUGCAUAUUUUGAUGUGCUUCCUCAUGGAUUAUUUAGUUCCCCUAUUCAGCAGCUAAUUCUCAUGAUCGUGAAUAAGAAACCGAAAAAGCCACGUAAAUCUUCUCGUACAAUGGCUUGGAUGGGAAACAACAGGCAUCGAUGA
Messenger RNA from Fraxinus pennsylvanica, 1374 nucleotides. NCBI's taxonomy places the organism in Eukaryota, Viridiplantae, Streptophyta, Magnoliopsida, Lamiales, Oleaceae. The record is from the annotation of a GenBank genome assembly.